UCAUCUUCACGUCCAACUCACAAACCACUUGUUCCUCUCUCCGUUACUCGUUGCCACACUCGCCAUCGCUGGUGCCAUUCAAAUGCGGCGUGCUAGUACUUCAAGGACUCCUUCAAGGUCAUCGUCAAAUUCAUCCAACAACUCUAAUACAAGGCCACAGACGUCCAGGCCAACAGUGCUAGUGUCAAUUCCACUUGAAGAGAAUGAACUACUUGGAGUUAAGCUUAAUAAAUCUUUGAUUGUAACAAGCGUCCAACGAAGGUCUCCAGCACACGGUCAUUUGCAUGUCGGCGACAAAGUAUUAACGGUCAAUGAUCGUAAGAUUAGAGACGUGGAUGCAUUCUUCAGGAUUCUGCGCAUAACCUUUCCUGUCGCGAAUAUUUUGGUUCGGAGGCUGGGUACCAGUAGCCGUGUUAUCAACACAGAAAGAUCGCCGGAAAGAACAGCAACAUCUAUUGUACGUGACGAACCUCAACAACAACAACAACGAUUACCCCAAGCACAGCUGGCUGAUGAUUUGCCACAGGAAAUACGGACGGCAAUAGAAAAACGUAGAGGAUAUAGAUAUUCGGUAACAAGAAAAGUAGAUGAAGGAUGA
Meloidogyne enterolobii is the source of this 598-nucleotide messenger RNA. Lineage: Eukaryota; Metazoa; Nematoda; Chromadorea; Rhabditida; Meloidogynidae. The record is from the annotation of a GenBank genome assembly.